Molecule: messenger RNA, 2086 nt
Organism: Camelina sativa (false flax)
Lineage: Eukaryota; Viridiplantae; Streptophyta; Magnoliopsida; Brassicales; Brassicaceae
Product: putative serine/threonine-protein kinase At1g54610
Biological process (GO): positive regulation of transcription elongation by RNA polymerase II; protein phosphorylation
Cellular component (GO): cyclin-dependent protein kinase holoenzyme complex; nucleus
Molecular function (GO): ATP binding; RNA polymerase II CTD heptapeptide repeat kinase activity
Source: RefSeq, a predicted model, not a curated record
AACAAACCGAAGUAAACCAAAAAAGGUUAACCAUUAGUUACGUAAUCCCUAAAUAUGAAGAGAAUAAACAUGAUUAGCGACAUAGCAUUUUCAGAGAGGGGUCCACGGCUAAGUGGUGGGAUUGCGUACUGUCGCUUUCCGGCGAAUUUGGUUCUAUUCAGACAUCUGACAUUUCCUUUUUUCCUUUCACUUUCUUUUAUUGUUUAGUUUACGUUUCUUUAUUGCACUUUCUAUAUUCUCUCUAUAUCUUCUUCUGUAACAACUUCAGUGCCGUGGGUUUCAAGGCUUUUGCCCAAAUAUGGGUUGCAUCUUUUCUUCUCGGAAAAAGAAACCGGCAACAAAAGGGUUGGCGGAAAGCCGUCCUCGCUUCCAUACUCUUCCAUCAGAAAGAAGAAUGGCUGAUGAUGAUGGUCAUCAUCAAACCCCAAAGGUUUCAGAAUUGUUGAAGAUGAGUGAUAUUUGUCCCAAGGAACUGAAGAGAGAAGAAAGCGUUCUUGUUGUUAAUGUUCAUCCUCGUACAUCGGAAUUAGCUGCCUCCGGUUGGCCAUCUUGGCUUAUCUCCGUAGCUGAUGAAGCUCUUGUCGGUUGGAUCCCUGGCCGUGAAUCUAACUUCGAGAAGCAAGAACAAGUCUCUCUUUCUCUUUCUCUUUCUUUUUCUCUGUCGUUACCUUUCUUUGUUGAUUCCCAUUUGAUAGAAAAGACAUAUUCUCUGUAUUUGCAACAGAUUGGGGGAGGAACAUUCAGUAAGGUGUUUAAAGCUAGAGAUCUUAUUCGUAACAAGACCGUAGCUUUGAAGAGAAUCCGGUUUGAUCUCAACGACUCAGAAAGCAUCAGGUGUAUAGCCAGAGAGAUCAUAAUCCUGCGCAAGUUAGAUCAUCCCAACGUCAUCAAACUGGAAGGCUUAAUGCUUGUAGACCACGAUUCCUCUACCCUCUACCUGAUCUUUGAGUACAUGAAACAUGACCUCUUGGGACUCUCUUCAUUACUCGGUAACCAAUUCUCAGAACCUCAGGUUAAAUGCUAUAUGAGGCAGCUCUUAAGAGGGCUUGAUCAUUGUCACACUAAUCAUGUACUCCAUCGGGAUAUAAAAAGCUCAAACCUUCUGAUCAACUCUAAUGGAGUCCUUAAGAUUGCAGAUUUUGGGUUAGCUACGUUCUUCGAUCCUCAUAACAGUGUUCCCUUGACGACGCAUGUAGCAACUUUAUGGUAUCGACCUCCUGAGCUUUUGCUUGGAGCCUCUCAUUACAGUGUUGGGAUCGACUUGUGGAGCACAGGCUGCGUCAUAGGUGAAUUAUAUGCUGGAAAGCCUAUACUUCCUGGAAAAAACGAGACAGAUCAACUGCACAAGAUAUUCAAGUUGUGUGGAUCGCCUUCAGAUGAUUACUGGACAAAACUAAAGCUACAACUGUCAGCUCCAUUGAGACCCAUGUUUCCAUAUGGAUCACAUAUAGCAGAGACAUUCAGAGAUUUUCCAACUUGUGUUAUUUCGCUUCUAGAGACUUUGCUCUCAAUAGAUCCAGAUUUUCGAGGCACUGCAACUAGUGCACUCAAGAGCAAGUACUUUAAAACUGAGCCAUUGCCUUGUGAUCCAUCUUGUCUACCAAAAUACCCUCCCAGUAAGGAAAUCAACAUUCAAAUGCGCGACAAAACUAGAAAACAAGCUUCACAAGUUAGAAGAACAGACGAAUCACAAACUGUCCAGCCAAUACUUACAGAUUCUUCUCUCACAAAACCUGUGCAGAGAAAGUGCUCAGAUUUCACGAGCAGAGACAAUUCAUUUACAAAGUCUUCCGAGGAAGAAGAGACUUCCAGACAAGUGCAAACAUCCACGGACAUGAUAACUGAGGAUGAAACUAUAGCACAAGUCUCUUACACCGACCCAUCUAGAGAAGACCAGAAUCUAGGUGGAUCAAUGAAUAUGGAGGAACACAUACCUUUGCCAAUGAGUCCGUUUAGAGUUAACCCAACACCAACCCUGCCUAGCCUUUAUGAGAAUGGGACAUCUUCAUCUGGAGGAGUAGGCAUAAGACCCACUCUGAUUGAGACUUAUACUGUCAUUUAGAUUAAAAUGGAGAAACAAAGAGAU